AUGACGACCGCUGAACGACAGCGACCUCAUGUGCUUUUCCCUCUCCAAACGUUUCUAGAUAGUCAGACUGAAUACAUCGAUCGAUUUAUACCUGAAUUCAAGCAACUUGAAGAUUCCACCAUUAACAUUAACAACAUCAAACAGCUCGAUGAUCUCUUGAGCCACUUGGAACUGUCAUUCUUGCGAGAUACUGACGAUGGUUUGGAGUCCUUUUGCUAUAACUUGAGAAUUCCGUCCGUAAACAUUUUGAGGAUUCUAUUUACUUUGGCUUCUAGAUGUACAGCCAGUAACUCUACCCAUACAUCGGCAAUGAUCGAUGGCUUGGUAACUACAAACCAGCAAAUCAGAGCCUUUUACGAAGAAUACUCUCAGCGCAUACAUAAGACGCCUUUGCGAGAUCGUAGCGUAUUGUUGUUGAACAAGUACCUCCAGAUUGUUGUGAAGUCACUACAAGCAGCAGGUUCAAAUUCCUCCUUUGUCCAAUUGCCCUUGGCUUCUAUACUCUAUGAUCGAUUAACUGCGGUUUUGAAGGACUUUUUGGUUCGCGAGGCUGUUUCUCAUAAACGGAAACCUAGUCUGACGUCGCCAAUUUCUAUCAAGAGACAUAAUCAAAAAGAUCCCCAAUCGCCUGUUAAACAGUAUACAAUUGAUUCUUUCUUCCAGGUAUCCCCAAAGACAAUAAAAACGACACAAACUUCUUCAUCGCCUAAGAUAAUGGAAAAGAAUGAUGAUAGCGAAGUCAGUGAUUCGGAAGAGGAAGAAGAAUUGAAACUAUCUUCAAGUACGGCAGAAAUAGAAAAUGAAAUUAACAGGUUCCAAAGCUACAAUAUUUCUCCGACUAACAGGUUCAUGAACACUAUAUUUAAUGAUGUUCAAACCUCAGGUAUGAACAAUGCUGGUGCCUUGUUCCUGAGUUUUGACGAUAAUGGAGUUAAAUCCUACAAAAAGAAAAAAUCUCCUGGAGCAAGAGCAACAUUGAGAGCCUCCACUCCUCUUUCUGACCAAUGGCACAAUCUAAAAGUGUUUGAAGAAGAUAUUCUCAGUAAGAAACUUAAUCCUCGGGCCAACUCCCAUUUCAAUUUGUGGAAGCUUAUGAACUGGGCGUUUUUCUGUGCUGACCGGUCUUCAAAAUGUCAAACACUGUUGCACGAUUCUUCGUCUACAACCUACCAUUCCAUUUACAAUACAUAUCGAGAUCUAUUGGAGGUCAUUGUGGGAAUAUUGGAGAUCAAUUUCAUCGACUGCUUAAUACGUGGACCCGUUGGCGAACUAUUGGAAGGACAGGAUCCUUUGAAGUCCUUCUUUUCUAGCACUAGAAAGCAUAUAGUUCUCCAAGUACUAGAAGAGUCACCUUCCAUACUCUUGCUGCUGCUAAUGACCCAACUUGGCAAAUCACAAAGCGACUGGUGGGACAGAAUCGUGGAGUUUGUAUUCAAUGGAUUGGGUAUCAAGAGCCAAGAGCUUCCUGUUUCUUGCUAUGAAAGAGAAAAGGAUCUCAUCAGACACGACAAUAAGAAGGAAACUUUCAAUACUCCAUUCACAGAGGGAUUUUACGUGUAUUCUGAUAAUUACGACUCAAUGAGAAUUCGAUUCAGAAUAAUCUGUUUGACGUACUACUGGUCGUUGUUCUUUCUGGAAGGUCCUGAUGUGGAAGAGGAUCCCUAUCUCAAUUCCAACAUUUUAUUGAAAGAAUUGAGUCGAAAAUUCGUUGACGUCGACUUCAGAUAUCUUAUAGAAUUUUUCAGGGCUCUGGGUGAUGAUUCUAAUCAGAUUCCAAGAAAAUACCAGUAUUUGAUGUUGGGUCAAUUGGCCAAUACGAUGUUAUUGGAAUUGACAACAAUAUUGGAACCGGAUAGAUUCCGUAUACAAAGAAAAGUGUGGGAGGAUAAGAACGAUGAUGAUUCCUGGUGGCUCAUGGUUGUCGAAGAGCUCUUGGAAGUCAUCAAUGAUGAGAGAAUAUACUUGCCUUUGGUAGCAUCUGAGACGGAUCGCAGUUUUGGGGACUUUACUCAGUUGUGGAUGAAAGUCAAUUAUCUCCUAGAAUGGCUCUUGGAUAUUCACUUUGAACGUUUACAAGAGCUGGAAAUUAUUUCUCACAGAAUCAAAGAUAAGUUUUCUACACGAUGUCGAACUGCUGAUGAGUUGCGGUCUAGGCUAUACCAGAAGUUUAUUCGUCAAUCUCUUGAGAGUGGUGACCCUGGACUAAGUGCCGAGCUGAAGAUAUGUAAUCCCAGUGCAAAUUUCGUCGACAUUCAUUACAAUCGAUUCGGCGGUACGCUAUAG
Scheffersomyces stipitis CBS 6054 is the source of this 2283-nucleotide messenger RNA. RefSeq lists its product as uncharacterized. The coding region runs from base 1 to 2283 and encodes 760 amino acids. The transcript has a single exon. Lineage: Eukaryota; Fungi; Ascomycota; Pichiomycetes; Serinales; Debaryomycetaceae. The record is from RefSeq and is a predicted model, not a curated record.